AUGUUGAUCUUGUACGGUUCCCAGACCGGCACCACCGAAUCGUUUGCGAAGAUCGUGCACUCGUUCGCGACGGCCCGCGGUCUCUCGCCCCGCCUGGUGGCCGCUGACGACUUUGACCAUGCAGACCUCGUACACGAAGACGUGAUUGUGUUCCUCACGUCGACGUUUUACAAUGGCGAGUUCCCGAGCAACUUUACCCGCACGUGGGACUACCUCCAAACCACGACUGCCAAGUUUACUACCACCAAGUUUGCCGUGUUUGGGUUGGGCAACAGCGCCACCAAGUCCAACUUCAACAAUGCCGGGAAGCAACUCGACGCCCAGCUGGAAGCGUUGGGGGGAGAACGCCUUGUGCCCCUCGGCCUCGGCGACGAACAGGCCGACAGCGGCCACGAAACCAGCUUCCGGCCCUGGGUCCAAUCGUUGUGGGUCAAGUUGCUCGGAGGUCAUGGCAAGAUGACGUUGCCAGUGCAAUAUGGCAUCAGCUACCCCACCAAGGACGUCGAGUCCGCCCCGCGCACCAUUCCUGGCUUUGAUGCGUUCCGCGUCGUCUCCAACACAUUGCUCACCCCUGUGGGAUACGAACGCCCUUCAUACCUCUUGACGUUGGAGCUGCCCCCUCGAGUCACGUACGAGUUGGGCGACCACAUCCAGGUGGCCCACGUCAACUCGGACGACCUGGUGCUGCGGUUGGCUCGUCGCAUGCACUUGGACUUGAGCACUACGGUGCACCUAUCUGCGUUGGCGAAUUCCACGGGCCUGCCCACUGAUCCCGUGAAGUUGCAAGUGCUGCUUCGCGAUCACCUCGACUUAUCGUCGCCGCCAUCGCGGUCGUUCCUUGAAGGUUUGUCGGCGCUUUGCACGGACAAGAAAGAAGCCACAGAGUUGGAGCACUUGGCGGAAGACAUGACUGCCGGCAACGCGUACUCCCAAUACGUGGGGACGAACCCUGCCAGUCGCAUUCCAUUUACCCUCGUGGAUGUGUUGGAACUGUACCCUUCGAUCCAAGUGGGCCUCGAGCACAUUUUGGGCAACGUUCCCAUCCUUCCUCCUCGGUAUUACUCGGUGUGCUCUAGCCCCCUCAUGCUUCCCCGCCACGUCCAGAUUGUGUACAUGGUGGCCAAGUGGCAAUCCAGCAAGUCCCCGCUCAAGACAUUCACUGGUGCCGCCGCGGGGUACAUGUCCCACCUCAAGACGGACGCGCUCGUAACGGCCCAAAUCAGUCGCGGGUACUUUAAAGUGCCAGAGUCGUUGGAAACACCUAUUCUUGGCGUGGCGCUUGGCACGGGUAUCUCGUUCUUCCGUGCGCUGCUGCAACAUCGCGCGUACCACCAAGACCACAACGCCAUCGUGAGCAAGAUUCGCCUCUACUUUGGCAUUCGCCAUGCUUCCAAGGACUUUUUGUUUCAAAAUGAACUGGACACAUACGUGAACCGUGGGUUGUUGGAGCUUGCCCCCGCGUGCUCGCAUGACGGCGCUUCGUUCGUGACACCCGUGACGUUGAUCCGUGACUUUCCCACGUCCGUGGCCGAGUACUUGGACAACCAGGGCGUGUACUUUUACUGCGGGAUCGGCGGCACGAUCCCAGAAUUCCACGAAGCGGCGAUCGAAGCAGCUUUGCAAGCAAGUCACAAGAGCACAUUGGGCUCGGAGAUGGAAACUGUCGAUGAAAUGAAGGCGUCUGGACGAUGGCAAAUCGAAGCCUUUUCAUCGUGUUUGGAUCACGAAAACGCGCUGCAAUACCAGCAAAAGGUGCAGUCCAAGAAGGAGGACACUCCCAUUAGCGACGUGGUCGGGGACUGCGCCAUGUUCUGCUUCCAGUGCGGCCAAACCAACCAAGGCAUCGGGUGCACCAAGAUCGGCGUGUGCGGGAAGACGCCCACCGUCGCAGCGCUCCAAGAUCUGCUCGUCGACCAUCUCAAACACUUGAGCUGGUAUGCGCACCAUAUCCGCGUGGUGGACCCGGACGUGACGUCGCUGACGGAAGUGGACCGGUUUUCUCUUGUGGCGCUCUUCUCGACGCUGACCAACGUCAACUUCGACGCGACGCGGUUCGUGACGUUCAUCCAGCAAACCAAGGCCUUCACGGACACGUUGAGCCAGGAAUAUGCGACAGUGUGCAAGGCGCAUGGCGUGACCCCCCGCGCGGUGCCGUGGAAGCGCACGGACGCCAACGUGGUGGACAUUGAGGAGCUGGUCGCGAGUGGGAAGAAGGUGGGUGUGCUCUCGCGUCUCCGCGCCGGCCGCAACGACGCGCUCGUGGGGCUGCAGGAGAUGCUCGUGUACGGGCUCAAGGGUCUGGCGGCGUACACGGACCACUCGUUCCAGUUUGGCAACGAGAAGCCCGAGAUUUACCACUUUAUCCAUGAAGCAUUUGCGUUCCUGUGGUCUCCGGAGGCAGGGAAGGUGGACAAGGUCGUGGACAUGCUCAUGAAGUGCGGCCAAGUGAACCUCACGGCCCUCGCCCUCUUGCAUGAGAGUAACAACACAUACGGAGCCCAGUCCCCGGGUAUCGCCACCUCGGUGCCUCGUCCUGGCAAGUGCAUCUUGGUGUCUGGCCACGACCUCAAGAUGCUCCACGAUGUCUUGGAAGCCUGUGCCUCGUACAAGACUGACCACGGCGUGCAUAUCAACGUGUACACCCACGGUGAGCUGCUCCCGGCGCACGGGUACCCGGCGUUGCGUGCGUCGCCGCACUUGAUCGGGCACUUUGGUGCUGCUUGGCAGCGCCAGUCGCUUGAAUUCGCCCACUUUCCCGGGUCGAUCUUGAUGACCACGAAUUGCCUGACGCAGCCCAAGACGGAAUACAAGGACCGGCUCUUCACGGCUGGGGCCGUGGGGUGGCAAGACAUCCCGCACUUGGAGGACGGGCAGUACGCGCCUCUGUUGGCCAAGGCCGUGGCCGGUGUUGGCUUUACCGACGCGGAUCUCAAGUUCAACUACCCCGCCAACCCGUUUGUCAACACGGUGGAGAAGUACCACGUCGGGUGGGGCUCGGAGACUGUGAUCGGCGCGGCUGCGACCGUGUUGCAAGCCGUCACCGACGGCCACAUCAGCCGGUUCUACGUCAUCGGCGGCUGUGACGGCUACGAAGGCGAGCGAAGCUACUACACGGACUUGGCCAAGGCGUUGCCGGACACGAGUGUCGUGCUCACGGUCGGCUGCGGCAAGUUCCGCAUCAACCACUUGGACAUGGGCACCAUUGGCGACACGGGCAUCCCUCGGCUGCUCGACUUGGGCCAGUGCAACGACUCGUACUCGGCCGUGCAGAUCGCGCUGGCGCUGGCGCAGGCGUUGCAGUGUGGCGUGAACGACCUGCCGCUGUCGAUCGUGCUGUCCUGGUUUGAGCAAAAGGCCGUGGUGGUGCUCUUGACGCUGCUGUCGCUUGGCAUCCGCAACAUUCGCGUCGGACCUACCGUGCCUGCCUUCUUGCGGCCGUCUAUUUUCAAGGUCCUGCACGAAAAGUUCAACCUCAUGGCCAUUGGUGCCGACGUGCACCAAGACAUUGCCAACAUGGUCGGCGGCGACAAAACCCCCACCGCCUAG
This is a messenger RNA of Aphanomyces astaci, 3546 nucleotides long. RefSeq names its product hydroxylamine reductase. Bases 1 to 3546 code for a protein of 1181 amino acids. Gene Ontology annotation, molecular function: FMN binding; peroxidase activity; electron transfer activity. Gene Ontology annotation, biological process: response to hydrogen peroxide. Gene Ontology annotation, cellular component: cytoplasm. The transcript has a single exon. The record is from RefSeq and is a predicted model, not a curated record. NCBI's taxonomy places the organism in Eukaryota, Oomycota, Saprolegniomycetes, Saprolegniales, Verrucalvaceae.